AUGAAGAAAGCUGAAAAAGGAGAGGAAGAUGAAGCAAUUUACUUACCUCAUCAUGCUGUCGUAAGAAAGGAUAAAGACACUACAAAGGUAAGAGUUGUUUUUGACGCUUCAGCCAAGGGUUCCAAUGGCCUCUCCUUAAACGACGUCAUGAUGAUUGGCCCCACUUUACAACCUGAUCUUCGUGCUCUUAUCACUCGCUGGAGGUCUCACAAAAUAUGUGUUGUCGGCGAUAUAUUCAAAAUGUAUCGUCAAGUAAGGAUGACUAGCAAACACACAAAUUUACAACGUAUUGUUUGGCGAGAUGAUAUUUCUGGAAACAUAGAAAGUUAUAAAUUACUUACCGUAACGUUUGGAACCGCUGCAGCACCAUACCUUGCUGUACGGUCUAUACACCAGCUGGCUGAUGAUGAAUGUGACAGGUACCCUCGAGGAUCUGCUGUCGUUAAGAAUUCGUUCUACAUGGACGAUUUAAUGACCGGACAUGAAGAUCUGUCGGAAAUAAAACAAAUUUGCGAUGAAGUUAAGAAUCUGUUAAAAAAAGGUGGCUUUCAAAUGCAGAAGUGGUCUAGCAAUUCUGAUGAGUUGCUGCGGUUUCUUCAAGAUGACAAAGACAUUUCGAAAACUAUGGACAGCAUAGAAAUAAAAUUAGAUACGGUGAUAAAAAUACUUGGUCUUACAUGGGACAGAAAAAGGGAUACGUUCAAGGUUACAGUCAACUUACCGGAAACCAGGAAACCUGUAACAAAACGGUUAAUAUUAUCAGAUGUGGCCAGGCUUUUUGAUCCAUUUGGCUGGCUCUCUCCAGUGAUUAUCACUGCUAAGAUUAUGAUACAGAGACUGUGGUUAAGUAAUCUUGGCUGGGAUGAUGAACUACCUUCUGAGCUAGUAGAGGAAUGGCUUAGUUACAGAGAGGCACUUCAAGAGCUGCAAGGCAUUGAAAUCCCACGCUGGAUUAAAACGACGUCACGUUGUAAAGAAGUGCAAUUGCAUGGAUUCGCAGAUGCUUCUUCCGUUGCGUACGCAGCAGUGGUCUAUAUCAAGGUUUUAGAUGAAGAUGAUAGGGUCCACGUCACAAUGGUGGCAUCCAAAACCAAGGUGGCACCAUUGAAACAAUUGACGAUUCCGAAAUUAUAA
Molecule: messenger RNA, 1134 nt
Organism: Parnassius mnemosyne (clouded apollo)
Lineage: Eukaryota; Metazoa; Arthropoda; Insecta; Lepidoptera; Papilionidae
Source: the annotation of a GenBank genome assembly